AUGGGUGAUAAUGAUGUCGACUUCGUCACUAUUCGUAGACGUCGUCAGAAUGAUUCUAAAAGGGAUGUCGACCCAUACGGUCAUUUGAAAGCCAGGUUUGAGAAAUUCUUUUCUAUAGUGGCCAAAGACCCUUUUUUCAAACUGAUAGCCCAUACGGUGGUGGAAAACUCUACUAAAUUGACACACAUAAGAUGUCUUGCACUAGGAAAUCUUGCCACUGAUAGUAGUGCAUUUUUCCAGCUCUGUCUUCUAAAGUAUUUACAAGACUAUUUAAUUGGAGACAUUGAUGUAUCUGUGUACGAUCCAGUUUUUGAUGACUUGGAUGUUCAAUUUCUCCAGGACUACUUGCACUAUAAAGUAGAAAAAGAGUAUUCUCUAGAUAAUCAUCUUGUUGAUCAGGUCUUAUUUUUUAUGCCUCAUGCCUUAUAUUCGACUAUUGAAGAUAUUGUCCGUGAGGUGAAACCUUUGAACCUUUUGACCAAUAACGUUGUGAAAUAUUCUUACAAUCAUUCUGAUGCUGAAAAUCUUCGCAAGAUCCCCAACUGUGCCACUAUUGCACAUCUUGUUACGACUGACCAAGGAUUCAAAGCAUCAGUAGGUGACUCUGAUGGAGGAUUUAAGGUGGUUACUCGUAGGAAACCUGGUAAACGUAUGUCCUCAAAGGCAUUCAUUCCUCCUACACUCGAUUAUCAUUUAGAAAGCCGCUACUUCUCCUCUGUCUAUUCAAAAGUAUUUUCUGAUCCCUCGUCUAAUAUCUGGAAUAAUGCUUUCAGUGACUUGGCCUUCAUUAGAUUGUUCAAAAGGCAAUGA
Molecule: messenger RNA, 810 nt
Organism: Brettanomyces nanus
Lineage: Eukaryota; Fungi; Ascomycota; Pichiomycetes; Pichiales; Pichiaceae
Exons: 1
Coding region: 1-810 (269 amino acids)
Biological process (GO): microtubule-based process
Cellular component (GO): cytoplasm; nucleus
Source: RefSeq, a predicted model, not a curated record